CCGGAUGUCUGUGUUCCCAACUUUUACCGUGCAUGAUGGCCGACCUGUAUGGCGACCUCGACACUUCGGUGGACGGCCGAAGCAGUAUCCAUCUCAAGAAAGAGCUGCAAGUCGUCCAAGCGCAAUACGAUAAGCUCCAGAAGGAUGCAGCCAAUCUACAGCGGUUGAACCAAGAGCUGGCAGACCAAAACGCUGUCCUCGAGACAAAUCUGUCGGUGGUGUUUGCGACGGCCCAGACAGAAAUCGCACGAAAGGACAAAACCAUCAACGAGCUGCGCGAGGAACUGCACCGAGCGUCGCGGAGUGGUCACCAAGGACAAGGUCGUGGCGCACACUACUCAAGAGAGCGAUCCAGUCAACCCUCCAUAAAUCGGGACCGUCAAUGAAUCUUUCAUCAUAUCGUCA
Molecule: messenger RNA, 405 nt
Organism: Aphanomyces astaci
Lineage: Eukaryota; Oomycota; Saprolegniomycetes; Saprolegniales; Verrucalvaceae
Exons: 1
Coding region: 33-386 (117 amino acids)
Source: RefSeq, a predicted model, not a curated record